This is a messenger RNA of Clupea harengus (Atlantic herring), 2634 nucleotides long. RefSeq names its product ETS variant transcription factor 1 (gene etv1). The record is from RefSeq and is a predicted model, not a curated record. Gene Ontology annotation, biological process: regulation of transcription by RNA polymerase II; cell differentiation. Lineage: Eukaryota; Metazoa; Chordata; Actinopteri; Clupeiformes; Clupeidae. Gene Ontology annotation, cellular component: nucleus. Gene Ontology annotation, molecular function: DNA-binding transcription factor activity, RNA polymerase II-specific; sequence-specific DNA binding.
CUGUUUGGAUGGGCGGCGUAAGCAGACGCCGAUGAGUGCAGGGCAGUAUGAACAGAAGAUGAAGCAUUAAACGAGCGCGUGAUCUGUGCACAGGUUGUCAUGUUUGAAGUUUCUCAGGCGGAUCUCACAUGAAUACAUAGUCUACAUUAGGUCGGAUGGCACUGCAUCGCGAAUGAAGAGGCUACAUAUACUCCCCUAGACAGUUAAACGGGACGAGAAACAUGGAUGGAUUUUACGACCAAAAAGUACCUCUCAGUAAACCACAUGGGAAGUCUUCUGGUGAGGAACCAGUCAAUGACAGAAAGCAAAAACACAUUCGAUCUGACCUGGCAUUAGACACAGAGGAUCUCUUUCAGGACCUCUACCAGUUGCGGGAGACCUGGGUUUGUUCAGCUCUGGAGAAUGAUGAGCAGUUUGUCCCAGACUUUCAUAGUGAGAACUUGUCCUUCCACCGCCUGCAGCUGAAGAUUAAAACAGAGCCACAUAGCCCCUGUGCAAACCUCAGCACAUCCUGCAGCCAGGAGCCAGCACACACGCUGCAUUAUGGGGAGAAGUGCCUGUAUAGUAUCAGUGCCUGUGAGCAAAAGCAUAUUGCAGGACUAAAGGCUUCUAAUCCUGUGCCUCCGCCCAGCAGCACACCAGUGUCCCCUCGCCAUGCAUCCGCCAUAACAGCCCCAUCUCUCCCCAAAUCAAACAGGACAUUCCCCCACCUAGCUACUGCUCAACCUACUCCUGACAGCGCAUAUACCAUGGACCACAGGUUCCGACGACAGCUUUCAGAACCAUGCCCCUCCUUCUCUUCGGCCCAAAGUCUUCCUCGUGAUGGGCGCCCUAUGUGUCAUCGGCAGCUGUCUGAACCCAGUCUCCUGUUUGCCCCUCAGGGCUUCAAGCAGGAAUACCACGAUUCCCUGUUUGAACAUCCUGUGAUGGCAGGCACCCAUCUUCCCCAGAUGUACCAUCCAACUAUGAUCAUAAAACAAGAGCCACAGGAUUUCACCUACGACUCAGAAGUGCCCAGCUGCCAUUCUGUCUGCCUGAGACACGAGGGGUACCUGCCUUAUCCUACUAGGGCUGAAGGCUGCAUGUUCGAUAAAGUGACACGACACUUCUAUGAUGAUACAUGCGUGGUGCCAGAAAAAGCAGAGGGUGAUAUCAAGCAGGAGGUAGGGUUGUAUCGGGAGGGACCCACCUACCAGCGCCGUGGUUCUCUGCAACUCUGGCAGUUCCUGGUGGCCCUGUUGGAUGAUCCGUCCAAUUCUCAUUUUAUUGCCUGGACUGGCCGUGGUAUGGAAUUCAAGCUCAUCGAGCCAGAAGAGGUUGCCCGACGGUGGGGGAUUCAGAAAAAUCGCCCUGCAAUGAAUUAUGACAAACUCAGUCGUUCAUUACGCUAUUACUAUGAAAAAGGAAUCAUGCAGAAGGUAGCUGGGGAGAGAUAUGUCUACAAGUUUGUGUGUGACCCGGAGGCACUAUUCUCCAUGGCAUUCCCAGACAAUCAACGGCCUGUCUUGAAAACAGAUGUUGAGCGCCAGAUCAAUGAGGAAGACACUGUGCCACUGUCACACUUUGACGAGAGCAUGGCGUACAUACAGGAAGGAACAUACUGCAGCUCACGUCCGCACAACGAAGGCUACGUCUACUGAUGUCUACCGUCGACCACAAAAGUUCAUUUCCAGUUUUUUUGUUCUGCUAUGAUGACUGAGACCAUUUGAGAGACAAAAAGAGCAUUUUUUGCCGCCAACCCACAAAAUCCUCCACCCUGUCCCUGUCCCUGUCUCUCUAUGUCUGCCCUCGGGGGGCUGUUCCCUCGUCCCCUUCUUCAGUGACUACCAGGACUCAGCAAGCACUUUAGAAAACAGUGACUGUGAGUGUGUAACUCGCUCGUAGAGCUAUCUGUUUACUCAAUCUUUUUCUGUCUGUGUGGGAUCAAAACAUUACUGAGCGAGACGGCUGUUGCAGCAUGCCACAUAAUCACUGGGGAAAAAACCAACUCAAAGGGGCGGACUGGCCACUAUCCCUGAGAAAAAAACAUUGAGACAAAUUUAAUCAGAAAUUGUUAUCCUAAUUUAGCAUAUUCUUCUGAUUUUCUUUGUUGUGUGUCAUAAUACAUGUAUGUUUUGUCAUGCGCUUCUGUGGUUGAAGUUGCAUUCAUCUUUAUUAUGUGAAAUAAUAAGUUCAAAUAAAUUGUGGUAAACUGAAUGUUUCAGUUCCAUGAUAUAAUUCCACAAAUAAAACUUACUAGUGAUCCAUCACAUAGUUUUUAUUUUUCAAUGAAUUCAAGUUUUGUGUGUGACAGUGUUGCAAAUGCAAUGACCUCCCCUCCAGUGCGUCAGAAACAUCACAUUCGAAUCUGAGUAAAGGCAGUAUGGCCCAAGCAUGAAGUGUUUUACAGAGCCCAAGGCCCGAGCCCCCUGGGGCAAGCACUCAGGCAAUGUUAGAAAGGAAAACAGGAAGAAACCUUAAGUAGAAACCCAGUUCUAUAAGGAGGGACCCAUCUCCCUAAAGCCGGCCUGGUAGAGAGACAGAAAGGGGGGUGUGGGGGGUGACUGGAGCAGAAAGAGUCAGAGGCCCCGUUCCCACUUACACUGAAAGCUGUUUAUUUCAUGUUAAUUAACCGCAUAGGUAUGGAGUGGGAAU